Messenger RNA from Aspergillus terreus NIH2624, 1638 nucleotides. RefSeq lists its product as uncharacterized. The record is from RefSeq and is a predicted model, not a curated record. The transcript has 2 exons. Bases 1 to 1638 code for a protein of 545 amino acids. NCBI's taxonomy places the organism in Eukaryota, Fungi, Ascomycota, Eurotiomycetes, Eurotiales, Aspergillaceae.
AUGGCUUCGGGACCAUCCGACGGUUUGGAAGACUCCUUUGGCAGUUUGAAACUGCAUCACGUAACAAAUGGCACGCGAAGCCCAUCAAAGACCACCGGUCAAUCCGCUGGCAGUCCGCCUUUCAUCCCAGCGAAGACGGUGUUGCCGAAUGAGUCUGGCCUACCCGCAAAGGUCAUCCUUUCAACUGGCGAUGUCUUAGUGGAAUAUGUGUGCCCCAACAAUAUUUCCAAUACGUCGCGUGAGAACGAAGGCUGUCGUUGGCAAGUCUCCAGUGAAGACCUGACCAAGAACAGCCCCUAUUUCCGUGCACUGCUCGAUCCCCUCAAGUUCUAUGAGGGCCGACAGUUCUCGCACCAGAAGUCCAUCAGACAAGAAUCAACGGCUGCCACAAGGGACGCUAGGAAAGACCAUCCAGACGAAUCUGACUCGAAUGAUGGUUUCAGUUCGCUGCCAAUCAUCAAGCUACCCAGUGAACAUUUUUCUCCGGAGCUUGGUAUAGAUGCCAUUGAAACAUUCCUCAAAAUCCUGACCUUCAAUUCAUUCAUACACGAAGAGCAGGAAAACUUCAACGCAGAACUGAGACUCAAGCCUCCAUACCUCGUCGCCCGACUCAUAGAGCUAGCCGAUGCAUUCAACUCUUCAGACGUUGUGCGAGAAGCUCUCACAAGAUGUGCCUAUUCUUUCGGCAAAAGCAAAUCCCCGCCAUGGAAAUUCGACACAUCCAUCCUCAAACAAAGCGAGGAUAGAAUCCGGCAGACAAUAUAUAUCUCUCGCUUCACGGAUGAGCGGAUUGUCUUUCAAGUCUUUUCGCAUGCCCUGGUCCUCCUCGGAUCUAGAUUCUGGGCCAACGGCCUCGACACACCUCGCUCCACGACCUUUCGCUGGAGACAUCUUCCCGACGGACUGGAAGAAGAACUAUACUACAGACGACAAUGCGUCCUGAACACCAUCACCGACCUACAAGCAUCCUUCCUCCGCGCAUACGGAGCCCUAGACACCACCGACACCACAAAACCGCCGCCCACAUCUCACACGACCACCAUCACCACCGUCCCAACCCGCCACUACCAAUGCCGCUGCGGCUUGGGCAACGCCAGCGCCUGCGACGCCUUCCACCUCGGCCAAAUGACCCGCUUCUUUGCCCUCCGCACCAGGACCAUUUUCCUCGGAUCCACCCUGAUCGAUCCCGACUUCAACCCAGACGCCGAUAGCGACAGCGACGGCGGCAGUGACGACGGCCAUGACGCCCGUGGCCAGCCGCUCCCCAGCGCACCGCCCAGCGACAUCACCGCCCUCAUCUCUUCUCUCAAACAGUUCCCCGACUACCAGAUCGACACGCACCACACCGGCUGCGGCGUCAGACGGCGGUUUCUGCCACCGCUGGACUGCAUCGAGCGGUUUGUCGGCGACAGCAGAGGACUGCUGGGUGUCGAUCUGCGGUCGUGGGAUGCUGCACAGUGGCCCCUGGCGUCGGGGUCGUGGGCUAAUCGGGCUGUCCGGCGGGCCUUGGUGGUCGACAUCCACUUUUCGAGGAUUAAUGCCAUUCACCGCAUGACGCCGGGCGCAUCGCGUCCGGAUUCGCCCGAGGAAAAUGCCCGGUUGUUGUUUACAGCUAAGAGAAGGAAUUGGGAGGCUUGA